AUGAAAUAUUACACAGGUGAUAAAGGCAAAGGUUUGAGGCUCAGACAAGACGAGUUCUUUCACCCCACAGAGGUGGAAACAGACAAGAUCACAGAACAAGGCAGUCGCUCUGUUCCGUUGGUCAGGACCUCCACACACCCGUCUUCUCCCUUCAGCACCCUCACCCACACCUCUCUGGCUCUGAUUGCUUUGGCAGCCACAGGACAUCCGUCAGAACACCUGCUAGAGCCUGCACCCAUUCCCUUCCGCCGUGCUAAAGGGUCAGCCACGUGUCCCUGCACCCUCUAA
Knipowitschia caucasica is the source of this 288-nucleotide messenger RNA. NCBI's taxonomy places the organism in Eukaryota, Metazoa, Chordata, Actinopteri, Gobiiformes, Gobiidae. The record is from the annotation of a GenBank genome assembly.